Penicillium manginii is the source of this 387-nucleotide messenger RNA. RefSeq lists its product as uncharacterized. The record is from RefSeq and is a predicted model, not a curated record. Lineage: Eukaryota; Fungi; Ascomycota; Eurotiomycetes; Eurotiales; Aspergillaceae. Bases 1 to 387 code for a protein of 128 amino acids. The transcript has 4 exons.
AUGAGUGGUGACGACAAAUGGCGCAGCGGACCCAGUCGCCAAUCGUCGCAGCGUCAAUCCGGAAACCGUGAUCGAGCUGGAGGACAUGGGCAAGGGCAGGCAGCUAGUCGCGGCGGAAAUCCCGCAUGGAACAACAACUCGGCACCCUCGCAGCAGGACCAGCAUGUUCCCGUGAGGGAAUUCAACGCCGCCGAGGCGAAGAACCUGUUAAAGAAAGACUCAAAAGUUCCCUUCUACAAGCCCACCGGCAAGGACGCCAAUAACCAGAAAGCCGGAGGACCGUGGGGCGCGAAGGCGAACACAAUGGCCAAUGGAAAGGACUUCUUCGUCGAGCUUCGAAAACAGGUGGCUUCUCUACAGCGAGGCGGGCCCCCGGUCGGUGGCUGA